GGGCCUCAAGUGGCUUUCGACUGGAGCGAGACUGCGGCGCAUGCGCGGUGCGGCGGGUCUGACCUUCAGUGGCCGGGAAGGAGGCUGAAGAGGCCACGGGAGGGAAGGAAGGAGGAAAGGCGGGAGGGAUCGAAGCCGCCCCCGGCCGAAGAUGCUGUCCCGAGGAGCAGUCGUGGCCGGAGGGGCCCUGGUCUUGCAACCUCAAUGGGUCCAAGUUAGGAAUAUGGCAACUUUGAAAGACAUUACCAGGCGCUUAAAGUCUAUCAAGAACAUCCAGAAAAUAACCAAGUCCAUGAAGAUGGUUGCUGCUGCAAAGUAUUCCAGGGCGGAACGGGACUUAAAGCCUGCAAGAGUUUAUGGAACAGGGGCUCUGGCUCUCUAUGAGAAGGCCGAAAUCAAGGCACCAGAAGACAAGAAGAAGCACCUCCUGAUUGGCGUGUCCUCUGACCGUGGGCUCUGUGGUGCCAUCCACACUUCGGUGGCUAAAAACAUCAAGAGUCAAAUUUCUGCUCUGACGAAUGUGGGCAAGGAGGUCAAGGUGAUCGGAGUGGGCGACAAGCUCAGAGGCCUUCUUCAAAGGACACACGGCAGUAACUUCCUGUUGAACUUCAAAGAAGUUGGGAGAAAGCCCCCCACUUUUGGAGACGCUUCCGUCAUCACCUUGGAGCUGCUGAACUCGGGAUACGAAUUUGACGAGGGAUCAGUCAUCUUCAAUCGGUUCAGGUCAGUCAUCUCAUACAAGACAGACGAGAAACCAAUCUAUUCUCUCGAGACGGUUUCAGGUGCUGAAAGCAUUAGCAUCUACGAUGACAUCGACGCAGACGUCCUGCGAAACUAUCAGGAAUAUACGCUGGCCAACAUCAUCUUCUACUCCUUGAAGGAGGCCACCACCAGUGAACAGAGUGCCAGGAUGACGGCCAUGGACAACGCCAGCAAAAACGCCUCUGAGAUGAUUGACAAGCUGACUCUGACGUUCAAUCGCACCCGGCAAGCUGUCAUCACCAAAGAGCUGAUCGAGAUCAUCUCUGGAGCCGCCGCUCUGCACUAGGGGCAAAUCGGGAAGCGAAUCCCAGCCAGAGUCCACAGGUAAAGAAGAGGAACAGUUCCAGCAACUGGUAUAUCCUGCUUCCUUUCCAAAAAGACAAAAUUGUUGGAUCGUCAUUGGAUCGUGAAGAAAGAUUCUCAGGCAAAGCUCCCGAGUGUUUGUAAAUCAUAUUACAAUAAAGUCCUACGUGGAA
This is a messenger RNA of Sphaerodactylus townsendi, 1238 nucleotides long. It is a transcript of the gene ATP5F1C, whose product is annotated as ATP synthase F1 subunit gamma. The transcript is spliced from 10 exons. The record is from RefSeq and is a predicted model, not a curated record. Gene Ontology annotation, biological process: proton motive force-driven ATP synthesis. The coding region runs from base 152 to 1048 and encodes 298 amino acids. Lineage: Eukaryota; Metazoa; Chordata; Lepidosauria; Squamata; Sphaerodactylidae. Gene Ontology annotation, molecular function: proton-transporting ATP synthase activity, rotational mechanism.